This is a messenger RNA of Colletotrichum navitas, 987 nucleotides long. RefSeq lists its product as uncharacterized. The transcript is spliced from 2 exons. Bases 138 to 806 code for a protein of 222 amino acids. Lineage: Eukaryota; Fungi; Ascomycota; Sordariomycetes; Glomerellales; Glomerellaceae. The record is from RefSeq and is a predicted model, not a curated record. Gene Ontology annotation, biological process: mycotoxin biosynthetic process.
GUUUUAGUGGAAAGUGUAUAACGGCGUUGUCUCAGGCUAUUCAUUCUCUUUCACAUUAAGAAAACCCUUUUCAUCUUUGUGUUCCUCUUCUCAGCCAGUUCCACUCCUUGUUGCCCACCCAGAUAGAGAUUCACACCAUGUCUGAAGACCCCCCUUCAACCCCCUGUUCGACAAACUGCGACCUGCCAAAACACGCACAUGACUCCAGGCCGGGCCACGAUCACUACAGACCUGAAAGAGGCAGAAAUUUAUGGACGUUCUUUUUGAUGGCUGCCCUCUUGCUCACCUGUCUGAGCGCGUUCCACUUCCGCUGGCGGCGGGCUAUCGUCUCGUCGCCCAUCGUGCUGCCUGAGGUGCCCUACGCUUUCGACCGCCACCGUGACCUCGAGCCCUUCGACGAGGCAACGCAAGCGCGCUGGGACGACCUCAUCAGCCGCAACUUAUGGUGGGACAUGAGAUGGAUCGACGGCCGUAACCCCGCCUCGGGGACGGUAGUCACCCGCGGGAUUGACAUGUUCCACAAGAUGCACUGCCUGAUAUCACUGCGUGCCGAGUUCACGGCGCUGGUUAUAGGUGACCCAGCGCGCCGCUCGACGUGGCGAGCUCAAGACGCUGAGGCUGGAGCAGAUUUGUUGCACCUGGGCCACUGCUUUGAUUUCUUGCGGCAGGGCAUUCUUUGUGCCGCUGACUCCACGCUGGAGGCCAUGGGGCCCGGCUUCACUGAGACGACCGGGGAAGGGGUAGUGCACCAGUGUCGGGACUGGAAGAAGCUUAUGGCUUACGCAGGCUUGCCAAACCCGUUUUAGUGUUGUUUUGCUGUGCUACUUGAGCAGCAACACAAUCUAGUCUUACUACGGGAGGCGAUGGCUUGCGUUCUAAUCUUCAAGCAUUCGUGAGGGUUUAUCUAGACUUAUCGAUGUUGCAGUUUGCGAAACACAUUUUCUUUCUCAUCUAUAGUACCUGUUCCUUAAGCUAACAGACUUACCA